Molecule: messenger RNA, 2868 nt
Organism: Elaeis guineensis (African oil palm)
Lineage: Eukaryota; Viridiplantae; Streptophyta; Magnoliopsida; Arecales; Arecaceae
Source: RefSeq, a predicted model, not a curated record
UGGCUGUCAUAUUUUGAAUUGUUGGAUAUGCUAAAUAAAGUUACAAAGGCCACGGUUAUUAAGGUGUUCUAUCUCAUACCUAGGUAAGAAUUGAAAAAUAGAUUACGAAUGAUAUACAAUGAUACAACUGUAAAUGAGCUUUCUAUAAUUUUAGAGAGAUCAGGGAGUGUGGAUAUAUAUGUAGAACAUAGUGUGGAGGAUCAUACAGAAGAUGAAAAUGAAGAGGAAGAUAGUGUAAAUGAUUUGGAGCCUGUAGAGGGUCAUACAGAUGAUGACAAUAAAGAGCUUAUUUUCAUCAGGAAGAAGCUCAAAGCACAUAUGGAAAGGUUGAGGAAAUUGAAAGAAGGUGCAUCUAAGGAUAAUUCAUCUAUUGACAGUGAUUACCAUGUUGAGGAUGAUCAGAGUGAUGAUGGUAAUUAUGAUGUUGUCACGAAAACUGAUGUUGGGUGUGAGGGAGUCCAAGAAGAAAGUGGACAAGCUUGUCAAGAAGAAAAUAUUGAUGAAGCAAGAGAUGAGUGUGUAACUGGUGAGAGAUCAUAUAUAUAUAGCUAUAGUAGGAGAGGUUCAAAUGCUCAAACACUUGAACAGUUGAUGCAAGAGAUGGAUAAUUUCUCAGACCCAGGGAUAAGAGAUAUUAGAGACAAGCUUGUUGAAGAGCAUCAAGAUGUCCAUAGUGAUUACAUUGCAUCUUUAGAUCCUAGAGGUUAUGAUGACACGGAUUCUGAUGGGAACCAUGUACAAAGGAGGAGGUCUACAUAGUAUUCAUUUGAUACUAGAGGAACUGAUUUUUUUCUUGGGCAAACAUUCAGAAAUGUGCAUGAUUUCAGAGAGGUACUUCACAAUUAUUCCAUUACUAGGAGGUAUGCUCUAAGGUACAAGAAGAAUGAACCACGGAGAGUGAGGGCUGUUUGUAAAAAUGAGAAGUGCAAAUGGUUGAUACAUGCAUCAUAUGAGAGAAACAACAAUAUAUUCACGGUGAAGACAUACCAUAACAAGCAUACAUGUGAGACUACUAAUAAGAAUAGAUGGAUGACAUCAAAAGUCAUAGCAGAUAGGUACAAAAUGCUCAUAUUAGAGAUGCCCACAAUUAAGUCAAGGCUACUUUCAAAACUUACCAAGGUGUAAUUGAAUGCAAAACUCAAUUUGACCCAAUAUAGUAGGGCAAAAUUAAUAAUACAAAAGGAACUUCAUAAAGGGUACGUGGAAGAGUUGGGUUGUUAAGAUUUUAUGCUGAGAAAUUUUUUAGAAGGAAUCAGAGAAGCACUCACUACUAUAAAAAAGGAUCUAUGACAGUGUUUACUACUGCAGUACUGCUGUAUUAGACACUCUAAGAGUGAUUGAAGCUGACAAACCAAAAUUCAAAAGAAUAUACAUAUGCCUUAAGGGAUUGUAGACUACUUAUUGAUAUUGAUGGAGCUUUUUUGAAAGGGAUGUGUAAGGGUGAGUUGUUAACUGUAGUUGGUAGGGAUGGAAACAACCAAAUGUUCCCUAUUGCUUGGGCUGUUGUAGGAGUUGAAAACACUGACAAUUGGUUAUGGUUCUUUCAAUUGUUAAGAGAUGACUUGGGGCUUAAUGAUGGUGCAAACUAGACUAUUAUAAGUGACAUGCAAAAAGUAUAAUUGAUUAAUUUCACUAUGAGAUCUUAAUGUCUACUAUGCUUUUUUGUAUGACUAAUUUAUGUUGCAGUGUUUUAUUAUAGGGCCUCAUUAGUGCAGCAGGAGAAGUGCUUCCAUGAGUCCAACAUAGAAUGUGUGCAAGACACAUUUAUGUAGGAUGGGGAAAGGACUUUAGGGUAGUUGAUUUGAAGAUGCAAUUUUGGGCAUGUGCAAAAUCUCCUAAUGGUCCAGAAUACGAGAAGAACAUUAAACUUCUAAAGAUGAUGAGUGAAGAAGGACAAUAAAAACUGCUGCAGCUGUAUGACCCAGUUCACUAGUGUCAAGCUUUCUUUAAAAUUGACCCUAAAUGUGAGGUGAUAGAUAAGAAUAUACGUGAGACAUCCAAUUCUAUAUUAGUGGAGCCUAGGGUUAAACCUAUCAUGACAAUGCUUGAGGCUAUAAAGAACUAUGUCAUGAUGAGAAUGUAUCAUAAAAGGGAUGAGGGACUGAAAUAGUCACAUAAUUAUACUCCAAGAGUAUUAAAGAAGUUUAAGCAGAUCAAGCAAAGAUGCACUGCAUGGGAUAUGGACUGGAAUGAUCACUAUCUUUACGAGGUUAAGGAUGGAUCUGUGGCUCAUGUUGGCAACGUAUCAGAGAAAUCAUGUACAUGUAGGAGAUGGGACCUUAAUGGUGUUCCAUGUGACCAUGCAGUGGCUACCAUACUCUGUGCAGGUGAUGAUCCUCAACACUUUUUGUCUCAUUGGUAUUCAAAACAAACUUACAUCAAAACUUAUGAUAAUGUUGUUAACCCAAUUCCUGGAAGAGAGCAUUGGGAAAGGGGUGCUUUUGAACCCAUUGAGCUACCACUGAAGCAAACAAUGCCUAAAAGACCUAAAAAGAGUAGGAAGAGAGAAGUCUUCAAGGGUCAUAAAAAGACAAAUCUAUCCAAAAAAGGAAGGAGGAUGAUUUGCUCUGUGUGCAACUUGCAGAGACAUAACAAGAAGAGAUGUGCUAAAAAUCCAAUGCAAUAGAGCCAAGUAGUAAUUAUUUAAUUGACAUUAUGUGUAUGUAAUUCAUGUAUGUCAGUAUUCUUACUUUUUGAGUGUUUUUCAUGAUAGAUUAAUAGUAGACAAGGCCCAUCUGUAUCUGUAUGCAUAGGGAUGGGACUUUACCAAAAUGAGUCAACCGAUUUGAGAAUACUAAAUGUAAGUGUAACUGUAUAUAUUUUGGAUGAAUAAACAGGUGACAAAGCACUGGCACUCUUAUUUAUUAA